AUGGAUUCACGCGAAUUGGUUGCAAAAUACCCAUUCUUGACUAAAGAUUAUUUGGAAGAUAUCUUACGUAAUGAGAAACGUGAUACUUGCGUAAUGGUUGAAGAUUACAGUGUCAAUAGGGCGCUCGGAAAGGGCGAAAACUUUUCAAGCGAUAUUUUACGAAUUAGAAUUGUUUAUAAACGUAAUCAUGAAAUAGACAGGGUUCAAAGUUAUAUUCUGAAAGUAGCAUUAGUGACGGAAGGUAUGGCAGCCAUGCUCGAGGAGUACGAUGUGUUUCACAGAGAAAUUAUAUUCUACAAGAAUAUUCUUCCAAAAAUUGAAGAGCUGCUAAAAAUGACAAACUAUCAGAAGAAGCUGGCCCCCAGUUGUCACAGAAUCAAUAUAAAUGAUCCCAAACAUUUUGUUUUUGAAGAUCUUGCUCAGGAUGGUUUCAAAGCAGCAAAUCGUAAAAUUGGACUUGACUAUCGGCAACUUGAACUAUUGCUCGAAAAAGUAGCUAAAUUUCACGCGACAACGUCUUUUAUCUAUCGCCAGAAUAAGGAUAUUAUGAAACACCACCAUUAUCGCAACGUAAACGAAGAGGUGCAUCAUUUCUACACUCUCUUUCGAAACAGCAUGGUAGUUUGUGCGGAGAUGGCGGAAACAUGGCCCACUACGUCGCCAACCAUCGCUAGAAAGUUGUACGAUUUAGAGCGAACGGUUAUCUCCAAAGCAUGCCAGGUUUAUACUGUGGAUGACUCUAGUUUCAACGUUUUGAAUCAUGGAGACCUUUGGGUCAACAACGUAAUGUACAAAUAUGAGGAGUCGGGCUCACCCACGGAAGCUAUAUUGGUAGAUUAUGCUAUUAGUUACUUCGGUUCUCCGGGGAUUGAUUUAAGUUUUCUGCUAUUCACUUCAUCGUCAAACGAAGUCUCGACCGAUGACUUUGAUUCGCUAGUACAGUACUACUACAAGCACUUGAUGGAACAUUUACAGUGUUUGGGAGUCUCAUCACAGGAAGUGCCGACAUUGUUGGAUAUUCAGAUGGAAGUGCUGCGGAAAGGGUUCAUUGGAGUUAUGUACUCGACGUUUCUAAUCCCUCUGCGGCUGAUUGAGGAUACCGCCAAUGCUGAUCUUGGGAACUUGCUUGGUUCGACCGAAGAGGCUAUGCAUUUCCGACGCCAACUUUUUAAGCAUCCGAAGUAUCAAGAAAGAAUGGAAUACUUGUUGAAUUAUUACGAUCGAAAAGGGUUUCUGGAUUGAAAUAAUUUGUCGUAUUCUAAUAUAAGUUUAGUCAAAUAAAAGGUUUUAUUUGCGUUUACUGGAAUAUUUGUAAUGUGAAUAAGGUCGUCAAAUGGAUUAAUAGCAUAGUGCUUACAUGUUUCCAAACUCUUGCGUCCAGGCGAGUUCAAAGGUUCGAACAGAAUGCUUCGUUAAUGACGCAGUGUCAUGCUAUGUUUGAAAAAUUUUAAAAGUAGAGUAGAAUGUGGUCAAAUGGGUAUGGGGGCACAAUAGGUAUAGGUAUUAUCUUUGCAAUGUUAUUACAGAGGUUGCUUGUG
This is a messenger RNA of Topomyia yanbarensis, 1538 nucleotides long. RefSeq lists its product as uncharacterized. The record is from RefSeq and is a predicted model, not a curated record. Bases 1 to 1242 code for a protein of 413 amino acids. The transcript is spliced from 4 exons. NCBI's taxonomy places the organism in Eukaryota, Metazoa, Arthropoda, Insecta, Diptera, Culicidae.